GUUUAAAAAAAGUCGGUUAGGUGCGGGAGUGGGCCAUCAGUGCACAGGCGAUUACUCUAUCGAGCAUGCUGAACGACAGCCUGCACUGGGAAGCCAGGAUACUUCCAGCCGGUCCGCCACGUCUACUGGCUUGGAAUGUACCUCCUGAGGAGUUGAUUCACAUACCAGAGCAUUGGCUGGCCUAUCCCGAACCAAAACCCGCAUUUCAUUAUCUUCUGGCUCUUGUAUACAUAGGAUUUACUUUUGUUUCACUCCUGGGCAAUGGUCUUGUCAUAUGGAUAUUUGGUGUUGCAAAAUCACUGCGAACCCCAUCAAAUAUGUUUGUGAUAAACCUGGCAUUCUGCGAUUUUAUGAUGAUGUUGAAAACUCCCAUUUUCAUUUACAACUCCUAUCACAAUGGCUUUGCUCUUGGUAAUCUUGGAUGCCAAAUUUUUGGUGUUAUGGGAACACUGUCAGGAAUUGGCGCAGCGAUUACAAAUGCAGCUAUAGCAUUCGACCGAUACAGGACAAUUGCACGACCCCUGGAUGGAAAACUAUCCAAGGGCCAUGUGCUAUUAUUCAUCGUACUCAUUUGGGUUUAUGUGAUACCCUGGGCUCUCAUGCCAGUCAUGGGUGUAUGGGGAAGAUUCGCCCCAGAAGGAUUUCUCACAACCUGCACCUUCGAUUACCUCACAGACACGGCUGAGACCCGUUACUUUGUUGGAACAAUCUUUACAUUUUCAUAUGUUAUACCAAUGUUGCUCAUUAUUUUUUAUUAUAGCCAAAUUGUCAGUCACGUAGUGAAUCAUGAGAAGAGCCUUCGGGAGCAGGCGAAAAAAAUGAAUGUCGAGAGUCUCAGGAGUAAUGCCAAUACUCAUGCACAAUCGGCCGAGAUACGAAUAGCCAAGGCUGCAAUUACUAUUUGCUUUCUAUUCGUCGCUUCGUGGACGCCAUAUGGAGUGAUGGCCAUGAUUGGUGCAUUUGGCAACAAGAGUCUCUUGACCCCAGGUGUAACAAUGAUUCCCGCGUGCACUUGUAAAUUUGUGGCAUGUCUAGACCCGUAUGUUUACGCCAUAAGUCAUCCAAAAUACAGAUUGGAGCUUCAAAAACGUUUACCUUGGUUGGACCUUCAGGAAGCACCACCACCAUCAGACACAGCGAGCAGCACCACAGAAGUAGUGAAUUCACCCAAUUGAACGAAUACGAAUCAACCAUUAUGUCGAUUGAUUGAAUCCCAAUUUUGAUUUUUAAUGUUCACUCGAUCAAUUGUAAUAAAGAAUUUCCUGGCAAUA
Messenger RNA from Diachasmimorpha longicaudata, 1271 nucleotides. RefSeq names its product opsin, ultraviolet-sensitive (gene Uvop). The record is from RefSeq and is a predicted model, not a curated record. Gene Ontology annotation, molecular function: G protein-coupled photoreceptor activity. Gene Ontology annotation, cellular component: plasma membrane. Gene Ontology annotation, biological process: visual perception; phototransduction; G protein-coupled receptor signaling pathway. The transcript is spliced from 5 exons. NCBI's taxonomy places the organism in Eukaryota, Metazoa, Arthropoda, Insecta, Hymenoptera, Braconidae. The coding region runs from base 66 to 1175 and encodes 369 amino acids.